This is a messenger RNA of Podarcis muralis (Common wall lizard), 2936 nucleotides long. RefSeq names its product von Willebrand factor C domain containing 2 like (gene VWC2L). The record is from RefSeq and is a predicted model, not a curated record. NCBI's taxonomy places the organism in Eukaryota, Metazoa, Chordata, Lepidosauria, Squamata, Lacertidae. Gene Ontology annotation, biological process: negative regulation of BMP signaling pathway. Gene Ontology annotation, cellular component: AMPA glutamate receptor complex. Gene Ontology annotation, molecular function: protein binding.
UUUAAAGUAGUAAUUCUGACUGACAGCAAAACAAGAAUGUGCAAGUUUCAGACCAAUGCCUUGACAGAUACCCUUGCCUCAUCAUUCAGUAACUGCAGAGAGCCUCAAUCUACCGACUGCCACUUCCUGGAACGUAGCCCUGCAGUCUCGUCUGAUUCUGCCGUUUUGAAAUCGGCAGGGUUUCUGUUUUGUUUCUUUGGAAGGGAGUUGUCAAAUGCAAAAGUAUAUUUAUGGGUAAUUUAGAAAAUACCUUCCGUCUAGGGAAAGCUUCCCAGAGUGAACGUGGACCCACUGAGUAGAAGCGUAGGAUUUGUUUUCUUCGCCCAAAGGAGCGGCACGUUCCGCCGCCUGCAUGAUGCAAAAUGCGAAUCGCCGGCUGCUGUCCGUGGUGCUGAAGGAUCCCAGAAUCGGCUCGGCAGAAUGUGCUCCGAAGGUGCUGCUGUUCAGUGCUGAAUCUUGCCAAAAGUUGCUGCCGUGCUUGAAACCCACACGUCCUCUAUCAUUUGUUUUGGGGAGAGCCUCUGGAAAGCCACACUGACACGAUGGUGCUGCUGACUGCAUUUCGGUCUGGAUUGGCUCUAAGCUCCAGCAUGCUGUUGCUGUUGCUGUUUCUGGAACUGGAAGCGUAGCACAUUCUCCACCCUUGCCUGCUUUUUUGCAGAUAUACAGAGCGGCGUGAUCUGGUGGGGGUCUUUUUUGGUGGGGGGUGGAACUGAAGAUUGCAACCAAGGAUAUAAGGAGAUAAAAGAACAAUCUAGCAACAAUGACCAUAAUUUUGGAGUGUAGCUUUAUAGCAAGCAGCCUCACCUCUGGAUCCCCUUAUGGUUGUUGAUUUGAAUUCUGAACACAGGGUUAAAGCUUCAGUCUCUUGGUGUAUCUGCCGGGUUUCCUGUGUGAAAUGGGAGGCAUUGGGGAAAGGGAUUUUCCAUGAUUCUUUCUUGGGAGUGUAAUUAAGAGGACUUGCUGAAAUUUUAAUCUAUGGUGGCCUGUAACCCUUUCCAGCUUUCACUUGGAAUAGCCCACCACUCUGGCCUCUCCAUGGAAGCAUCUGUGUAUAUCUGAUAUUAGGACCAUAUACAGAAGUUGAGGAGGGGGAUGGCUCUUCAUAUUCAUGAAGCCUGCAUAUUUCUGUUGCUAAUUCCUAGUUUGGUCACUCCAGCUGCCUUCAACCAUGAAGACUACCCUGCUGAUGAAGGUGAUCAAAUCUCAAAUAACGAUAAUAAUCUGAUAUUUGAUGACUAUCGAGGGAAAGGUUGUGUGGAUGACAGUGGUUUUGUAUACAAACUGGGAGAGCGGUUUUUUCCAGGGCAUUCCAACUGUCCAUGUGUCUGUACUGAGGAUGGACCUGUUUGUGACCAACCAGAAUGCCCCAAAAUCCACCCAAAGUGUACUAAAGUAGAACACAAUGGAUGCUGCCCAGAAUGCAAAGAAGUGAGGAACUUUUGUGAAUACCAUGGGAAAAGCUACAAAAUCUUGGAGGAAUUUAAGCCCUCUCCAUGUGAAUGGUGUCGCUGUGAGCCCAGCAAUGAAGUUCACUGUGUUGUAGCAGACUGUGCCGUUCCUGAAUGUGUCAACCCAGUCUAUGAACCAGAACAGUGUUGUCCAGUCUGCAAAAAUGGUCCAAACUGCUUUGCAGGAACCACCAUCAUUCCGGCUGGCAUCGAAGUGAAAGUGGAUGAGUGCAACAUCUGUCACUGCCACAACGGGGACUGGUGGAAGCCUGCUCAGUGUUCCAAACGCGAAUGCCAAGGCAAGCUGACUGCAUAGGGCAAAAUCCCAAGCAACAAGGAGUGUGUGUCCAAUGUAACGGCUUCUACACUGCACAUGUUAAAUCUGCCAGCUGCAAUAGGGUCACCAGCAAAACCUUUAAGGGUUUAACAAAAGUGAAUAUUUUACUAAUGGGCAAGUUUUCUCCCUAUAUAGAUAUUUAACCUACCACGGCAAGCAGCACAGAUUGAUGGCUAGCAAAAGGACAUCCUACAGAGGUUCUUCCUCCAACCUGCCAACUGAGUUAGAGCUCAUUUUAGCUCUUCACAUCUGUGACAUCAAUAUCAUUCAUGGUUUUGUGAGCUUCAACAUCUUUUUUCCCCUCGGAGCCAGGGUAGUUGGAACACGCAAGUUAAAUGAGGAUGGUUCAGAAAUGAAAUGCACUUUUAAAAACCAGUGGGAGAGAGGAUGCAGGAAGAAGGAGGACCUUCAAGAAUAUAAUGGAUGCACAGAUAUACAGCAACCAGGCACCCUAGGAGCCUUCUGUAUAUGUUAUGCUUUCUCCACCACGUGGGGACAAUUGAAUUGAAGAAAUGUAUACACCAUAAUGACAAAGGAUACAGGCUAAAGUGUCAGGCAACCAGUAUAUAGGUAGAUAACCUCAAUGUCCUUGAAAUAGUUUAUGUGACUCAAGAAAGCCAGCACUUACUGACAUCCCUCCAUAUCCCUUAAUGUCUCCCCUUAUGUUGCAUUCCUGUUUCUUCCCACUCCACUUAUUUUGUUGUAGGCUCUGUGAGGGAGGAAAGGGGAGAAGGAACAUUAGAUUUCUACAUUGCCAACUUGCUCCCAGCCUCUAUUUAACUAUCAGAGAAGGGAAGAGGAAGCCCACCUGAUGCAUGUAGCCAGACGCUACAGGUAGACUCCAGAAAUAAUGGCACCUUCUUUGCCCUCCCACACAUACCAAGUAACAUGAUAUUGAAUGUUGCAAUCAACAGGUUUUAUGGGAUAAUAAAUGAAAUGAUGUUGUAAUAAAUAACAAGAUGAAAGAUGAACAAAUCUUUUUUUAAUAAUUUCAGUGGCACCUUUAAGAUCAACUAAAUAUAAGCUUUCAAGGUAUGAGCUUUUGUGUGUAAUACACACUUUGUCAGAUACUCUGAAGCAGAGGUCGCUUCAACCUUAUAACUGUUGAUGACUGUUAUGGCACUUGGUUCCACAGGGAAGGGCAUGAC